GGACUAUUGGCCUUUCCCGAAAGAUUUUUCGGUCGGAAUUUUUAAUAUCGCAACCGCGCCUUUUGGAUUUGAUUAUUUUCCGCUAAUAAGUUUUGCAUGUGAACAUUUUUACUAUUUUAUCUCAUCAAUAUUUUAAAUAAUCAAUGUCAACGUUAAAGACUGAAGAUAUGUGAAGUGACACAUGUUUUAGGGGAAAAUAUGUAUAACGUUGGUUUCGGUAAAUAAUUCAGUAUAAUUAAAAUAUUUGUAACUUUUUAUGGUUUCUACCAGAAGAAAAAACCGAAAAAUAAUAUAUGGAAAAUAUGAAUUAAAAUAUAGAAAAUAAAACAUUUUGUGCAACCGAAGAAAUAAAUUCAGUUUUAUUCCAUCCAUUUAUCAAAAAUGGAAUAUAAAUUUAAAAAAUCACGUGGACUGUCAGUGUCGAUAUUAUUAUGUUAUUUCAUGUUACUCUUCUGUGCUGUUUUUGUCAGCAAUACGUCCGCUAAUCCGGAUGCAAAAAGGCUUUAUGAUGACUUGUUGAGUAAUUAUAACAGGUUAAUAAGACCUGUUAGAAAUCACUCGACUAAUAUACUGGUCAAGUUGGGAUUGAGACUUUCCCAGCUGAUAGAAUUGAAUUUGAAGGACCAAAUUUUAACCACAAACGUCUGGUUGGAACAUGAAUGGCAUGACUAUAAGUUUAUGUGGGAUCCGCAGGAAUAUGGUGGUGUUCAAGAACUGUAUGUUCCUUCCGAACAUAUUUGGUUGCCAGAUAUACUUUUGUACAAUAACGCUGAUGGCGAAUACGUGAUAACCACAAUGACGAAGGCAGUAUUAAAUUAUGAUGGAAAAAUUCAGUGGACUCCACCCGCCAUUUUCAAAUCGUCUUGCGAAAUUGAUGUAAGAUAUUUUCCUUUUGACCAGCAAACUUGCUUCAUGAAGUUUGGAAGUUGGACUUACGGAAGUCAGAUUGAUUUACAACAUAUAAACCAGAAACCCGGUGAAGAUAUUGUAGAAGUUGGCAUAGACCUUAGAGAAUACUAUCCCAGUGUAGAAUGGGAUAUUUUGGCAGUGCCAGCUGAAAGACAUGAAAAAUACUAUCCUUGCUGUCCCGAGCCUUAUCCAGAUAUUUUCUUUAAUAUAACUUUACGAAGAAAGACCUUGUUCUACACAGUUAAUCUCAUAGUACCCUGUGUGGGAAUAUCUUACCUAUCAGUUUUGGUGUUUUACCUUCCUGCUGACUCAGGAGAAAAAAUUGCCUUGUGUAUUAACAUCCUCUUAUCACAAACCAUGUUUUUCUUGCUAAUUUCCGAAAUUAUUCCAUCCACUUCUCUAGCAUUACCACUACUAGGGAAAUACAUCCUAUUCACAAUGGUUAUGGUAGGAUUUUCAGUAGUAAUAACUAUAGUAAUCCUUAACGUUCAUUAUCGCAAGCCCAGUACCCAUAAAAUGGCACCUUGGGUGCGAAGCUUUUUUAUAAAAUCUGUACCAAAACUACUAUUAAUGCGAGUACCAAAAGACUUGCUAACAGAGCUGGCAGCUCGAAAAAUUCCAUCUGUGAGGCUGCAGGGGAAAACAGCUAGAGAUUUAGAAGCUCUAUCACCUAGUUCAAGUUCUAGUUCAUCUAGCUCUAGUAGAAACAGAGGAAGGGGUUGUAAUGGUUUACAUUCAACUACUGCCACCAAUAGUUACUUUCGUUCCAGGCUCAGAGGGUUCGCAGGUACCUUGAGUACUAGGAUGGGAUAUAACGGUCUGCCCUCAGUAUUUUCAGGACUGGACGAAAGCGAUUCGGGAACGAGGAAAAAAUAUCCUUUCGAACUGGAGAAGGCCAUACAUAAUGUAAUGUUUAUCCAGCACCAUAUCCAGAGACAAGAUCAAUUCAAUGCGGAAGAUCAAGACUGGGGUUUCGUCGCGAUGGUACUCGAUCGGAUGUUCCUCUGGAUCUUCAUUAUCACCUCAUUGGUCGGUACAGUGUCAAUUCUUUGCGAGGCGCCCUCUCUCUACGACGAUACCAAACCAAUCGACAUGGAAUUGUCAUCUGUAGCUCAGCAGCAGUUUUUUCCAGACAUAGAUUUCUGAGGAACACCCAGGACUCCUUAAGAGGAGUUAAGAAAAUAUUUUUAAUUGUUGACUUUUUUUAUUGAAUUUUGACUGAUUUAAAUUACAAUGGUUAAUUGUUGGCUUAGAAGUAGAAUAUAGACAAAAUUGAGUGAUUUAUGAAAUAUAUUUGAGAUAUGUUCGAACAGAGAGUAAUUAAUGAGUGAUUAUAAUAAUUUUUUUAAAGAUUUUGAAAAAAUUAGUUAUUAGGUUAAAUUAAAACUUUUAUUGUAGGAAAAUAAUUAUUGGUGUAGUAGGAACUCUUCAAAGGCUCAGUUUAUCAACGGAGUUAAUUUUAAUCACUGGUAGAAUUAGUUGCUAUUGCAAAUUUUUUUUGUUCAAUUCUAUGACAUUCUUUUUACUACUUUCUGAGGUUACUUAAAUUGGUGUGAAUAGUAACAAACCAAACCAGGUCGAAAAGGGGAUAGAUAGUUUUUCUAUAUUCUGUUUAAAAUGGUCAUUUGAAGAUGAUGUUAGAUUUUUUUGAUUAAUUUAAACCCGCUCUUUCGAUUGGAUGUAACUAGUAGGUAAAUAUUUUAUUGCUCAUAAAAUUCUUCCUACUGAACCUACUUUAAUUUUAUCACAUUCACUGGAAGAGUAAAUAGUCUAGCAUGAAUUUACUGUGUUUUCACUAAGGCUAUGGCCCGAAUAUAACCCAACGUUAACCAAAGUAACCGAAUGAGUUGACAGAUGGUUACUGAAAAUUCGGGUUAUGUACUUCGAGAACGCGAAUAUGAAAUAAAAAAUAAUUGACAGAAAUUACAGAUAAAACCAACAGAACCGACAUCCGAUAACUAUGUUGACAUUUGGUUAAUCAGAUUUCAGGACACCGAGGUCCAAAAGUAACCAACUUUCUAGGAACCAGAGUAAUUUGAUUUCUUUCGGACCGCGAAACCACAACGGUGGUUAUAUUCGGACCACAGUCUAAUAAACAUAAUUUUAUUGGUGAAUAAUUUAACGCAAUUAACAAAACCAGAUCCAAAAUGUGGCAUAUAUUUAUUUUUCUCAUAAGUGACUAGUAGUUAGGUAGUUUUAUUACUGUUUAGAAAAUGUUUCCAAGACUAAACCACUUUUACCUUGUCACAUUUCCAUUUAUAUGUAUAGGUAGGUACUUAAAACCAUAUUUAUAUGACAAUCCUAUUAUAUUUUAAUGGUACUAUCGAUAUUUGAACUUGAACUAAAAUUAAAAUUAUGUUGUUACAAUGCCGUCUUUUCUCUUACGUAAAUACCAGAAUCACCAUACUUUCCUGUAAAGAAGCGCAACAGUAAACAAAAUAAAUUAUUAGAAAUAAAAUAGAAUUUAUUUUUCCAUAAAAUACACAAAUGAAAGUACAUUGCCAGGGUUUAUAAGUAAUCACAGUCCAUGAGAUUUUUCAUUAAUACCUUACUACUACCUACUUAAGUACUAUAUUACUUAUUUCAUUCCUUUUUAAAAGUUAUACAAAAAAGCAAAGUCUAGUCUCCUAAUAGAUCCCAAUGCAUUCAAAAUUUUCCAAAACUUGUGCUUUUCUAUAGCAAAUACCUAAAUCCCUGAAUCAAGCCCUAAAGGCACAGGUAGGAACUUCAGGAUACCUGGCAUAAAUGAAUGUAUAAGUAGAUAAAAUUAUCAUUAAAAAUGUAAGUAAUUUUGUAGUUUAGUAAUUUUUGUCAUAGUAAAAUGUAUUUAUUCCGUUUUGUAGGAAAAAAACAAAAAUUUUAAUUAUCAUCUAGUGUACCUUCGUUAUGAGAUGAAGUAUGUGUAUUGAUUUUUUUUAAAAAUUUUGUGAGGCAAUUUCUAAUAAAUUAGAAUUUCACACAGUGAAUUUAAAGUCUUGUUAUUGAUUUCACAUAACAAGAUGCAAAUUUACAUAUCAUGCUUUGUGUAGAAAACUUUGAAGAAAUUAGACUUUGGCAAAGAUAAUCCUACUCCGAAGGAGGAUUAUCUUUGACUUUGGUCAAGACCGUACAAAGAAAUCAAAUUUGAUAAAAAAUAUUAAAAGGAAUUUGUCACCUACCUACAAUGAUCAUUUAAAAAACAUUCAAGUAUAUAGGACUCAAUAAGCUUUCUGAUUUUCGAUAUAGCUCACUGGAACAUCAAAAAUGGCCACCUUGUACAUUUUGUGAGUGUUUUGUUUCUGAUAAUUCAGGCAAACUUUAAUGAUAUUUUAUUAGACUAAUCAAGUCAUAUAUGUUUUUUUUUUUUCAAUGCGCACAAAUAAAAACACUUUUUCCUUUUUCGACAUUAUACAGAUAACGUGCUUAGUAUUUAAGAUAAAGUAGAUAUAAUGGGUUUAGGACUUUUUAAAAAAAGGAUGCCGAAGUUUCAGUUUCAACCAUAUAUUUAGUCUUCUUCAAAGGCUAUUUUUACUAGCAAGGGCGUUUCCUGUCAAAAAAUAGUGUUGUAAGCAUUCCAAAACACAAAGGGACAAACAAAAUCAGUUCCUCGAUCAAUUCUAACACUUGAAUAUUUAUUUUUAUUUCAGUUUUUACUUUUUAAUUAUUAUAAACGCAACAAGUAAGUUGACAAACACAGCAGCGACUAAUAGUAUAUUCUUCAAUGAGCAUAUAAUGAUGGCUAUUAUUUACGAGAAUGAAAAUUCAAACACGAGCCGAAGGCGAGUGUUGGAACCAUUCGAGUGAAUAAUAGUCAUUAUUUGCUAGUAGAAGGCUAUACUUUCUCUUGAAACUUUUUGAAAGAAAAUCAUUAGUUUUUGUAAGAAAUAACAAUCAUCAAAAGUCUAAUUUUUUUAAAACGAAAGUUUCGUGAUCUGACAGUAGACGUCAGUCAUGUUUUGUUUGUAUUGUCUUGUUGCGGCCCGUGUAUUCUAAAGAUACGGAGAAUUUGAUUGUAGAUAGGCCGUGAAUUCCGGCUUAGAAUCCACGGGGUGUGAAGAAUUCGUAUCAUUAAUCAGUUUAAUAUCAUGCAAGAACGAAUGUAUUAUUUAAUGUUCAAAGAGAAAUUAGUUUUUCUACACUUUGUUUGAUGGGAAACGCCCUUGCUGGUAAAAAUAGCCUGUGAAGAAGACCAAAUAUAUGGUCGAAACGUCGGCGUAUUUUUUUUUAAAAAAUGGAAUUUUAUUUCCUGAACCCUGAAGUCCUGAACCCAUUAUUUCUUCUCUAUUUUUCCUUUUCAAAAUUAAAUAGUCCGAUACAGAAAAAAUACAAAUAAAAAAACAAAGUUAUGCCAUAAUGUAACAAGCAUAACUCUUAACGAUUUUUUUUCCAUCACCAUAAAAAUUUUAUCAUGACAUUUUAUUUUUAUAUUGCUAGGAUAAAGCAAUUGAACAAACUCCACUGAAAAUGUGUGUAAUAUAAAUUGCAUGUAGGUACUCUUUACUUAUUAUCCUUCACAUCUGUAUGGCCAAUGAGAAACCAUCUAAAAAUUCCAGCAUCUGUGGAAUUUGACCAUGUAUCAUUCCUAACUACCUUAUGUAUGCUUAAAACCAAAGUAGUCGCCUAUGACGCCUGACCAUUAAAAUUUCAUCAAAAUCUACCAGAAUUUGAAUUAUAUCAUUGUUCUUAAAUUAGUCUAAAAGCUUUUUAAAUCAACUUAAUGUGGAAGAAAUUCGGCAAAACAAAAUUUUCAAAUUAAAAAUAAUAUUAGUCAUUGUUAAUGUCAAAAACUAAUAUAUUUAAAACGGGCCCUGAACUUUGCUAAUAAUAAGAAUGUCUACAUCUUUGAUAGUAGAUAUUGAAAUGUAGGGAAAUAAAAGAUUAUAUUUGUCAAAAAAGUACUUUAACACAGCCAAAUUUGUUUUGAUUUCAUCAAAACAAUUAUUUUAAACAACUUGAAUACUAUUGGCGACCGAAUCGCCUUUGAAAAAUCUAUGACCUGACACAUCUCCAAUUUGUUCGUUCAUUUUCUUUAAUUCUUUCAUACUAAUUUCGUAUUUAUGGGCUACUAAAGAUCUAUAAAAAUGUAUAGCGAACGCUAAAAAUACAAAUAGGACAGGUACUAAUACUACACAAGCUGACCAAGCAGCUGUGGUAUUAACAUUGUAAAAUUUAAGCCAACAAAUUAUGGCUAUUUCGGCUAGGAAUAAUAUUAGACCUAGAAGUGUUGAAAACCCCCAAGCUAUUUCUAUAUACCAAUGAAGUCUUUCAUGAGGAGAUUCAUCAACACAACUUAUAGAGUCCAAACUACAUACAGUCUCUAUAUUCGGAAGUAUACAGGUACUUAUCAUUAGGGCUAGCAUAUGCACUGCUACCAAUAAAGUAGUAAUCACUGCAAACACUACUAAAAUUGUAGAUGGAAUGGAUGACUCGUUGUUGAGCUGUAGCUCCACCAUGGCUACCAUGGCAAAUCCAGAAAGAAGAGCCGAGGUUUUGCUGGAGGCUUUUAACUUGGCCUUGGACAAAUGCAUUUUUCUCCAUGAUAGGUAGCGGGGUGUGUGGUAUAUGUCGUCGGACAUUGACA
Molecule: messenger RNA, 6469 nt
Organism: Ceutorhynchus assimilis (cabbage seed weevil)
Lineage: Eukaryota; Metazoa; Arthropoda; Insecta; Coleoptera; Curculionidae
Source: the annotation of a GenBank genome assembly